UUGUCCCCCAAUGGAGAUUAGGAAUGAUAUGGGGGUUCGUGUGUAUAUGGAGACCAAAAAGGAGAAUAAAAACUUAUGUUCAUAUCCGCUAUGUAUAAGUGUACGAGAUUUCAAUAUGGAAUUGGCAAUCACCAAUGAUAACACAAGUGCAGGUUCAUCUGGAUCGCUAAAGUUACUUGAUAUGCCAUCCUCUCCAGAUAUAGAGGAAUAUCAAAGUGAAAUAAUAAAAUUAUAUGCAAACCGAUAUUGAAGAAGGACAAGUGUAUCAGGACAAGCAAAUUGUAGCUGCUGCAAUAAAGCACUUUUCUGUGGUGCACAAGUUCCAGUUCAAAGUUAAAAGAUCUAGUCAUAGAAGCUACUGGCUUGUAUGCGUUGGUGAAAACUGUAAAUGGCACUUCAAGGCAACAUCAAUUAAUGAUUCCACAAUUUUCAAGAUAAGGAGUUUCAACCGACAACACACAUGCUCCUUAAUGGACGAAACAUUCAUACAGCGCAAACAUAUUGCAGCUGUAGUUUGUAGCAUGGCCAUUCCAAAGUAUUGUGACCCAAAAACUGUGUACACACCAAAGGACAUACUGACUGACAUGUUAGCAGAACACGGAGUGAACCUAAGCUACAUGCAAGCAUGGAGAGCAAAGGAAAAGGCUUUACAAUUUUUGAGAGGGAAUCCGGCUGACUCCUACAGCAAAUUACCCAAAUAUUUUUAUAUUCUUGAGGAGACUUAUCCUGGUUCUCAUGUUAAAUUGAAGAAGACAGCAUAUGAAUGCUUCUUGUACGCAUUUGUUGCUAUUUCUACACCAAUAAGUGGUUGGCAACAUUGUAGGCCAGCAGUAGUUGUUGAUGGAACAUUCUUAAAGUCAGCCUACAGGGGGAUUAUGCUGACUGCAAGCAUUAUGGAUGCAGCAGCAUAUGCUGUGGUUGAUUCUGAAAAUGAUGCAUCUUGGAAGUGGUUCUUCGAGCAAUUCAAGCAGGCAUAUGGUGAAAGACCUUCAAUGUGUGUUGUUUCAGAUAGAAAUGAGAGUAUAAUGAAGGCAACAUCAAUUGUCUAUCCGGGCAUGCCACACUACUCUUGUAUGUGGCAUAUUUGGACAAAUAUAAGGUCAAAAUUCAAGAAGGGUCGUCUACAAUUACAUGAAUUGUACUUUGCUACAGCAGGGGCAUACACUCUGGAUGAAUUUAAUGAAAGGAUGUCGAAGAUUAAAGAUAUAGACCCUCGUGUUAAAUCAUACCUCUAUGAUAUUGGCUAUCAUAGAUGGUCAAGAGUACAUGCAACGCGGUACAUUGUGUGUCUAGAAAACAAGAAGUGCAGCUGUGGCCAAUUCCAACUUGAAGAACUUCCAUGUGCGCAUGCUUUGGCUGCAUUAAGGUACAGGCAUGAAACAUACGAAAACUAUUGCUCUCCAUAUUACACAAGGGAGAGCCUUCUGCGUACGUAUGAAAUACCAGUAAAUCCUCUUCCCGAUGAAAACAAAUGGAAUGUGCCACAACAUAUUUUGGAUGAGGUAGUAAAGCCACCGAGUGGAGAUAAAAGGCAGCCAGGCACACCUCAAAAGGAAAGAUAUAAAACACAUGAUGAAAUAAAGUCUAAGAAGUACAAGGUGUCAUGCGGAAAUUGUGGAGGUGAAGGGCACAACAAAAGAUCUUGCAAGAAUGCUCCCAGAAAGAAAUGA
Nicotiana attenuata is the source of this 1670-nucleotide messenger RNA. RefSeq lists its product as uncharacterized. The record is from RefSeq and is a predicted model, not a curated record. The coding region runs from base 234 to 1670 and encodes 478 amino acids. Gene Ontology annotation, molecular function: zinc ion binding; nucleic acid binding. The transcript is spliced from 5 exons. NCBI's taxonomy places the organism in Eukaryota, Viridiplantae, Streptophyta, Magnoliopsida, Solanales, Solanaceae.